Molecule: messenger RNA, 1194 nt
Organism: Penicillium samsonianum
Lineage: Eukaryota; Fungi; Ascomycota; Eurotiomycetes; Eurotiales; Aspergillaceae
Exons: 1
Coding region: 1-1194 (397 amino acids)
Source: RefSeq, a predicted model, not a curated record
AUGAGGCGGUCCAGAUUCACCGGCCGAUCCAAACCCAACAAUACAGAAUUCGGCUGGUACUUCGCUGGCGAGCCAAUGGAUAAGAGACACUCUCGAAGUGGCCGAAUCAGGCUAGUUCGCUACGGACCUGAAAUGGAAACUUGUGCCCACAGUCGAUGCCCAUCGCCAUCUCCCAUUCCAGAAAAGGCACCUUGCUCCUGCAGCAACACAUGCGAGGUUCACUCCCCCGGGACACGCUCCCCAUCCCCGAGCAACACUGACUCCUCUGGUUAUGAGUCAGUCCAAAAAUGCUGCGGAGGAUGCCACGCUAUCAGACGUGAGCCCGGGUCCCCUCCGCAGGUGGUGAAAGUAACCUGCUCCUGCAACAAUCAGUGUGAAUGUCACUCGCACGAAACACGCCCGAUCACGCCAAGCAGCAGUGAAUAUUCUAGCUCUGAAUCAACCACAAAACGCCAUGGUAGCCGUGACUCAACAAGACGCGAGCGUCGUUCCAACGACACACGUCCCACCACGCCGAACAGCAGUGAUCUUUCAGGCUACGAACGGCCCAGAAGACGCCGCAGCGGCCACCGCAUCUCAAAACGCGAACCAGAGCACCAUCUACAGGCGGAGGAAUGCCAAUGCGAGGCUCACGCUCCCCCUCACAGCACCCCUGCCAUGCCAGGCCAGAAAUACAACUCCCCACGUGCAUCGUUUGCGACAGCACCGCGCUCCGGCCCAGUAGUCCAACGCCACCACUGUCGCAAGGCGUCUUAUUGCGAAAGACACCCGGAGGUCUGCCGAGCUUCGAUUCCUGCGCCUUCACCGGUGCCGAAGACGACGUCAACCCCGACGCGCUCUCCCCGGUCGAGUGAAAACUUCCGUCACAGCUCCCGGGUCAAAUCGGUCCCGAAAUGCACUUGCAGGCGGUCUGCUUCGCCUCCCAAGCAGGUGCCUCCCCCAAAGCCAGUGUCUUCCUCCAGACCUACAUCUCCCAGGCCUGAUUUCCAGCAUUGUACUUGUUUCCACAUGGAUGGGUAUUAUGCUGAUGACUCUGGCUAUUAUACUCCUUAUGAUGAUGACACUGCUUCCGGGACCUCUAUUCAGGCCAUGCCUGACCAUGAUCGGGAUAUGGAUGAGACACGUUGUGCUUUUCAUCACCGCUGUCAUCCGAGGUUUGAGUGUGGGCUUGGCUGGGUGUGCGGAAGAGAGUGA